Molecule: messenger RNA, 6648 nt
Organism: Neospora caninum
Lineage: Eukaryota; Apicomplexa; Conoidasida; Eucoccidiorida; Sarcocystidae
Product: Flagellar associated protein, related
Exons: 13
Coding region: 1-6648 (2215 amino acids)
Source: RefSeq, a predicted model, not a curated record
AUGGAAGAAGGCUACCAUCGCAAGGGACACACCGUCCCAGGGGUAAAUCUGACAGAGAGCAAUGACUAUAUCGAACGCCCUCAUUCUCCGGCCACUCAGGCCGUGGUCCACCGCGCGAAAUGCGCUGUCCGAUCGUCCUCAAUACCGGCUAUGCCUGGCUCCGGAGUUUCUUUGUCUAUCAACGAGUAUCGCCGGAGAAAAGAAGAGAGCUUGCACGUCCCUGUUACGCGCGGCAUCCUGCAGCAUUUUUUGUUCAGGAGAAGAAACACAGCUGAGGCUGAGCGAAAGCAAGAGGAGAAGCGUCUCAUGGAUCGGGCUAAGCGCCUCGUCCGGUUUAAGCAGUCUCUCGACAAGGCGAUGAGCGAAGUCGCCUCCUGCAGUGAAAAAAAUCGGAAGAAACAGGCGGAGCAACAAGAGAGACAACGCACUGAAGCCUUGCACUUGAUCGGCGCUGGACAAAAUCCUGCUCAAGUGUACAAGAUCCGAGAGGUGGAGAGCAGAGUAGAACGAAAGACCCAGACACUUGCGCAGGAACAGCAACGCCGAAAAGCGAUUCUUAUCGAGCGCUUGGCAGAUGAAGACCGGUGGCAAGAAACGAUCGAAGCCCAUGAAAGGCAACAGCGGAAUUCCGAAAGGCGAUUCGAGGAAGAAAUAGGCAUCUUGCGGCAGAGAGAAAUUUCAAAUUAUCUGCACAAGAUGACCGGCGUCGAGGAUCCGUCAGCCGUCGCCUCGACGGCCGCGGAAGGAGGAAACAUGAUUUUCGCCAGUUCUUUGAUUCGAAAAACCACGGGGACAACGCGGGCUUCUACGCGAUUUCCUUGCUCAGACGGGACGGGCACAGACACUCUCGCAAACGACACCCGAUGCUCGCGGUUCACUUUCUCAGACAACGAUGACAAAGACUUGGGGAACUGUGCGUCGUUCGCACGGAGAGAGAAGUUCCAGUGGAAGCCGAAACUCAGCAAAUUCGAGCGGCAGAGCCUGCGGCGUUCUCUCAACGCGCAAAAGCAGAACAUGCUGCGAGGCGAAGUCCAGAAGGCAGCCGGGAAGGUCCACACGGGCCCGAGUUUUCGCGCGAAGCCGGAGAUCAUCCACUUUGAGAACUUUGAGCCGGGCCAAGUUUACAAGAAAACCAUCGAAGUCACCAACAUCAGCAUGACAUUCAACACCUUCCGCAUCGUCCCCGUCCCGGAAGAUCUGCGCGACAUCAUAGAAGUGGACUUUACCCCGCCCGGACGCAUGUCGGCGGGGACCACGACGAGUUUUACCGUCACGUUCUGCCCGAAAAAGAACGCAGAUGUCAUCUCAAAAAUCUCCAUUUUGGCGCCAACGGGUCCCGAAGAGUUCCCCCUGCGGUGCUCCACCAAGAAAACCGUCUUGACAUUCUCCCCCCCGCUAGUCGACGUCCAAGACUUCAUAGCAAACGCCCGAGAAGACAGCUCCAGCACAGAGGCAGACGCCCCGAACGAAGCGACGCACACAGACGCCACGCCACUCGCUUCUGAGCUGCGGCCGCAGGGCCUCGAGCGUCACGGGAGCAGCGCAACUUCCUUUUCUCGGCCUGCAGACGGAGAGGCCGAGGGGCUCGAGAGAAUGCUCGCUUUGGACAUGGGGGAAUUGCAGCUGGGCGCAGUCGGGACGUGUUCGCUGCGCAUUCGAAACGAAGGAGCCCUGGCGUCAGAGUAUCUGCUACUGCCUCUCGUGUGCAACGUCUCCAGUCUGUCCUUUCCUCUCUCACGACCCUCCGAGGACUCGCCCGUUCUCCCAGGCACGGACGACGCCUUGCCGAGCACUCUGUUGCCCGGCGAGGCCGAGAGUGCGGCCGAGCCGCCUCUCUCGGCUUCUGGGCCUGCUCUCGCGUCCCAGACAGGCGGCAAGACUGGAUCCGACGCGACACAACGGAAAGGAGACGAAGGCGAGAGAAGCAGGGACACGACCGGUUACGCGGCCUCGCCUGCUGCCUUCUCGGAGCCGUUCCAGGACACCCUCGAGGCUGUGGAAAUGGUGUCGGCCGACAAACUGGUGACGGGCGCCUCUUUCAACGAAGGCCAGCGACUCGCAGACAUCCCGGGGCUUUUGAAUCUCCUAAACCAGUGGACGUAUGAGCCUAUGAAUCUCCAGCAUUUGGUGCUUGAGAACGCGAUUUCCUCUUUCGCCCCGAGAAAGAUGACGGCCAUCCGCUUCAGCUACGCCCCUUUCGAGCCCGGCGACUUCUACGCGCUCUUCCUCCUCAAGACGCGCAAUCCGCUCGUCCGCGACCGCCUCGUAGCGGUGCAAUGUCGCUGUCUGCCGCCUCCCAUCUCGGUCGAAUCCGCGCAGUACGACUUUGGAGUCUGCAUCGUUGGGAACACGUACUCCCAGCAGCUCUCGUUCCACAAUUCCCAGAACUCGACGAUGAAGGUCUGGGUCACUUCGCCCUCGCUGGGAUCCGAAGGCGAGCUCUGCCUCGAGCCUCGUUCUUCGUUCAUCCAGGCGCACCAACGCUUAACCGUCACAGCGACGUUCCGUCCCAAGGAAGAAUUCUUCGACAGAUUCCCGCAGUACGUCCAAGAGCUCGACGCCGACGUCCGGCGGAAACACCCAGGCUCCCUCGCCUUCGCCAUUCUCGUCCGUGUCGAAGGCGCAGACCAAGUCCUGCCGGUGGAAACAAGGCUAACCGGCAUGGUGACUCGGAAAGAGAUUGUGGUUUCUCCUCCCACUCUGGAUUUCGGGCCCUGCUGUGAAGGCUCCGCCGUCUCUACGCCCCUGGUGCUCUUCAACCCUUCUCUCCUGAUCAUGGAGUACGCCUUCUGUCGUCUUCACCAGGACAUUGCGAUUUACAACUCCUGCGAUGCGGACAACCUGUGCCCGGAUUCGUCCGUCGCAUCUCUCAGCUCAUCCUCUUCCUCCUCGUCCUCUGCGUUCCCUGCUUUCCCUGCUUUCCCUGCCGCUGUGUCGCCUUCGAGUAAACAUGCCCUGAGGUGGGUGGACGCCUUCGACAGCAAGGCGACGGGAACGCGUGCGUUGUCGAGCAGUGUCUGUACACCGGGGCCCAGGUCGCCUUUUGCAGGUCCGCCGUCCUUCUCUCCUGCGUUUCUCUCGGAGCUCGAGGAGCAACACAUCCUCCCGCAGAAUCGCCUCACUCACAUGCAGCGAGGCGAGUACGGGUACCUGCUUCCCGGCGAAAUCCGGAAAGUUCUUGCCGUGUACAGCCCCAACAAGCACUCGCCGGAGAGCUCCAAUUUCGGCGGGCUGCGGACUGAUCCCUCCGACUCGGGUGUGCGUACAGACGCUUUCGUGCUCCGGACGCUAGUAGGCAGCCAGGCUGCGCUGGAGACGCGGAUUUCUUGGAAAGCUGCUCCGUCUUUGGCAAAAGUCUCCUUCACGCCUGCCGCGACUCUCCGCCUACCAGCGGUGCCCAUCGAGGAAUCGGUGUGUGGCACGCUCUACAUGCGUCUGCUUCCCUCGCGUUUCCCCAAGGGGUUCCAAGCCACCAAGAAGCUUGCCUUUCUGGCUCCUACGUCUUCCUCGGGCCCCAGCUCUGUUUCUUCUCCUCCCCUCUCUUCUCCCUCCCUGAAGGUCACCUCAGAGCAAGCAGGAGCGGAACGGCGCGAAGAAGCGGCGAGCUCCGAUGCGACCCUGGGCCCUUAUGCCUCCCCUGCUGUCAGGCCUUGCGGCCGAGGCAGGCUCCGAACGGAGACAGAGAACUCGCGGAAGAAGCCUUGCUCACCGCCUUCGCUCUCGCACGACGCGCAGGAGGAGAACGCCUGCUGUGGGGUUCUUUGGGUGGAGGUUCUCGCGCCUCCGUUUGCUCUCGCCGCCCUCCAGUUCAACCCAGCUUGCUUCGCCCUCUCUGCGAGAGAGCCGUCGCAAAAGAUCGCUGUCUCCUUCUCGCCCGACGGCGCCUACUUGCGGCGAACCGCGAAAAAACCAUCGAUCUCCCCGCAGGUUCCCGCGCGAAGCGAGGCUGACACUCUCGCCCGGUCCCCUGUGUUGGGAGGCACACAGAUGGGGCGCGACCAGACUAGGGAAGAGGUCGGGAUCUCUCCGGCUGCUGCCGGGCUGGGUCAGGCUGCGGCAGGCGAGAAACCCCGAGAGCAUCCGAACGAGAAAGCCCCCAAAACGCUUACAUUCGCUGUUGAGGCCAAGUCAGCGAGCAAGGAGAUGCGCAACGACAGCGUGCCAGAGACCGCAGAGAAGGAAAAAGAAGAAGACGCAGAAGAAGAGGGAAAAGAUGAAGAGCACCUAAAAGAAGUUCGCGAGUACGGAGGCGUCCGGUGGACAUCGAGUCUUCUCCCCUCGCCUCUCUUGGACAAGGAGGAAGGCGUUUGGGCCUCUGCCGGAGGGGACGUGAAACCGGAAGAAGGGCCUUUGGAGCGAAAGAAAUCUCCAAAUGCAUGCGUCCAUGCACAAUGGAUCAUCCCCGUCAGAUGCCGCGUCGCGAAAGGUAGCGCAGACGACGAGUUCUUUUCUUUCCUUCAGGUGUCGACCUGCGCAACGCCUGCUCUCCUCUCGGCCUCGCCUGCCGUGCUGGACUUUGGAGACGUCACCGUGGGGGCUGAGGCUCGGCUGCGAUGCAGCUUGGCCUCUACGCCGGCCCUGGCUAGCGCCUCCGCUUCGCCGUCCCGGCAUUCCGGGUCUUCCGCGGCACCUGCUGUUUUUCUGAGAGCUGAGGAACUGCCUUUCUCUUCCUGCUUCGAGCUCGUCAGCCCGCUGCGUCCACUCCAUCCUGAGAAACCGCUCACUCUCUCUGUGGCCUUUCACCCCAGGGCGCCGCAGACUUAUCGAGCGACACUUCGCCUCGUCGGGCCGCUUACACGGCAGUCUGUGGAACUUCGCGGUCGCGGCAUCCGCGCGGAGUUGGCUGUCUCGCCUCCUGAGCAUGACCUCGACUUUGGAGCGGUUGUCGUGCCUCCUCGGUCCCCCGGAAGAGGCCAAGCGCUGCCUGCGAGUUCUUCUCUCUGCCCGAGCUGGACGCAGCACAUUUUGACGGUUCGCAACCCGGCUUCUUCCUGCGCCAUUCGUUUCCGCGUCGAGUGUCUGUACACCUCGCACCCUGAAAUCGAGACGUGCGGGGCCGGGAGGGCCUUGGCCGCGUUUUCCUGCUGGCCGCUCCACGGCGAGAUUGCUCCGGAGGCCUCGCAGCAGUUUUGCUUCGCCUUCCGGCCCACAAAGGCAGAAGGCCUCCACACCGCGGUGUUUCGCCUGGUGUCCGGAAACGGCUCCCAGCGACCGCAUUACCUUUACCUUCGAGGCCUUGCAGUGUCUCAUCAGCUCUACGCCCUCCCUCCUGUCUCGCCUUUCCAUCCUCCCUCUUGGUCUUCUUUCCCUUCUUCAGUGUCCCUCGCAUCUUCUCGCCCGACCCUCUCUCCGGGGCCCCCUUCUUCUUCUACAGAAAAGGAAAGCCUUCUGUCUUGUCUCCCUCAGCCUCGCGGGUUGUGCGAGAGACCCGGACUUCUCGUGCUCUCUCGGAUUCCCGUGGCAGGUGGCGAGGCAUCCACUUCGCCGUUCUUCCCCCUGCCUUCUUCGGCCGCGCCGCCUGCUUCCUCGCCUCGACCUGGUCCGGCUGUAUCCGAGGCAACGUCGCCACUCUUUCCUUCCUUCGUCUCUCCUCUUGGACAGGACUCGCAGAGAGGCCAAGGCGACCUCAGCAACUCUCUCGCUUCAGGCUGCUGCCGCAACGCCGUCUUUCACCUCCUCUUUGACGACGGCCCCGAAUCUCCAGGCGAGCGAAACGCCCUGCGUCUCUCUCGCACUUCUACUCCUCGCUUGACUUCUCCUCGCCCGUCUUCUCCUCGCUUGUCUUCUCCUCGCUUGUCUUCUCCUCGCUUGUCUUCUCCUCGUCCUUCUUCUCGGCCAGCGUCUGCCUCCCUCUGUGCUGCGAGUCCGCGAGGUCUCUCGAAGGACGCGUCUUCUGGAAGCAAAAAGACUGUAGAGGAGAACGACGGCAUUGAGAAGGGGAAAUCCACGGGCGAGAGAACGGUUCGCUCCCCGCAGCCAGAGAAGCGUGAGUCUAUGGAGAAGGCCUCGAGUGGUCCCGACAAGCACGGCCAGCUGCGGACCCGCGUGUUCCUCCUUGGCGCCGCUUGGGCGCCUGUCCCCGCGUCCGCUUCCACUGCUCAAGUCGCGGGGAAAGGAAACUCUGGCGAUAAGGGUGACGCCAAAGGACAAGGCUCGGGGAACAAAGACGGAUCUUCGCUCGAAACUCGCGCUGCGUAUGCACCCUCUUCUCCCUCGGGACUUGCAGUCGCUGCGUGCCCGGUUCCUUCUUCUCUCCAUCUUUCCAGCGCCGUCUCUUCCCUGGCGACCGGCUCGGCUCCGGGAAAGGCCCCGCCGUUUGCUGAAGGGAAAGGGGAGCCUGUGGGCCAGUUUGAGUUCUCCAUGGAAGGCGAAUUCGCCGAGUGUUUUUCUGUGGAACCCAGCCGCGGAAGCCUCGCAGCCGGCACGCAGCAGCCCGUGACUUUCUCCUUCAAUCCUGUCUCGCGUGCCUCCUCACGGACACGAGCAAUUCUGCAGAGCGCCCCCCGCGUUGUCACUGCGGGGCAGUGGGUGUCGGCGAAGGCACGGGGCGUUCUCAAGGGAGGCUUCGUCCCGGCCACCUCGAGCGCAGCGGCUCAGCAAGAGUUCGAAAUUCUUCUGAAGGCGUUUUGCCCGACUUUUCCUUCCUGA